CUUUUGAUGAGGAAGGAGGGCGUGUUAUUCAAGCGGGGAAUUGUCGGUCGAUCACGUGAUCGGAACCUCCUUUUCUCACUCCAGCAGCCUUUCCAGCCUUUCUCAAGCUCUCUGAUCGCAGGCUUACAAGAUCCCGCAGUCAAAAGAUUGAGCUCGCAGCGAUGAGUCCACCUACGAGACAAGGCUUUGCCAUCUUCGGUGCCGGCAUCUUCGCAACUGAAGCGUACAUACCGGCGCUCGCAGCUUUAGGAAAGGCUGCACCCCCACUCAAAGCAGUGUAUUCACGCUCUGCUAAGAGCGCCGAGGGCUUCUCGGCUGCUGCUGUUACAGCCCUGGGUAUUCCUGCGCCCGAUGUCUACCACGACGGUGAAAAUGGCGGAGGCGUAGAUGCUAUCCUCGCGCGGAAGGACAUAUCCUCAGUCCUUAUCGUCCUUCCUAUCCCUGUCCAGCCAUCAAUAAUCCUGAAGGCACUCCAAGCAGGCAAACACGUCUUAAGCGAGAAACCGGUUGCCCCUGACGUCGCUGGCGGGAUUAAUCUGAUCGAACAGUGUCGGUCCGAGUUCCAGGGAAAGGGGCUUGUGUGGCGGGUCGCGGAGAAUUACGAGGUGGAGCCGGGGAUCCAGGAGGUGGGGAGACUUAUUGGCAAUGGGGCGAUUGGCAAGGUCAUAGGGUUCAAAGCUUGCAUUCUGAAUUACGUGAGUAAGGACUCCAAAUAUUAUAAGACACCAUGGAGAACUGUGCCUGAGUAUCAAGGAGGCUUCCUGGUGGAUGGCGGAGUUCAUACUAUCGCCGUGUUGCGCGUUCUACUUCCUCAGCCCAUUACACACCUGUCGAGCUUUGCUUCGCUAAACAAGGAGUACCUCGCACCUCAUGACACGAUCCAUGCCAUCGCCAAGGCUUCGUCCCAUUACUCUGGCACCCUUGAGAUGACUUUUGCCUUUCCCACAACGUCCAAGCCAGUCUCAGCGAAGGAUGCAUAUGUCGUCACAGGUACAGAAGGAUAUGCAGCGAUUUCUAUAGACGGAGGAUUUAUCAAAGCCAUUCUCACGACGGAAAAGAAGGAAACGGUUGUCAAAGAGAAAAUGAGAGGCGUUGAGCUUGAGCUUGGUAGCUUCUUUGACGCGGCAGACAGCAAGGAAGGCAUUGAGCCAUUUGGAAAUCCGGUAGAUGCGCUGAAGGAUGUCGCAUUCAUUGAGGCUGCCUUGAAGAGCAAUGGAGCAUUGGUCGAUCUAGGUCUGUUGGUCCAUGGCUUGGAAUGAAAAAUGUGGAAGUUGUAUAUGUAGCCCAUUGAUUUCUCAACUCGGCUCGUGAAAAU
This is a messenger RNA of Guyanagaster necrorhizus, 1315 nucleotides long. RefSeq names its product oxidoreductase family protein. The record is from RefSeq and is a predicted model, not a curated record. Bases 162 to 1259 code for a protein of 365 amino acids. Gene Ontology annotation, molecular function: nucleotide binding; oxidoreductase activity. Gene Ontology annotation, cellular component: cytoplasm. Gene Ontology annotation, biological process: NADPH regeneration. NCBI's taxonomy places the organism in Eukaryota, Fungi, Basidiomycota, Agaricomycetes, Agaricales, Physalacriaceae. The transcript has 5 exons.